GCCCGCGCGCGGACAGCGCUGCUCUUCGCGGGAUCCUUGGCCACGACAGCAGAUCCAUUUUAUAGUAGUACUUUGAGGAUGAAUGUUUUCAAACCAUUUUAAAAUUGCCACACAUCACAUAUAUGGGAUGCAUACUGCUCUUAUCUUGGCGUUCUCUUCUGUGGCUUGGAUUUAUCAUGGUAGCAUUUGUCUUCAGUUUGUGUGUUAGCUAGAAAUCAAGAAAAGACAUGAGGAGAUUUGUUUACUGCAAGGUGGUUCUGGCCACUUCACUGAUGUGGGUUCUUGUCGAUGUCUUCCUACUCCUGUACUUCAGUGAAUGUAACAAGUGUGAUGACAAAAAGGAGCGAUCACUGCUACCCGCACUGAGGGCCGUUAUUUCAAGAAACCAAGAAGGUCCAGGAGAAAUGGGAAAAGCUGUGCUAAUUCCUAAAGAUGAUCAAGAGAAAAUGAAAGAACUGUUCAAAAUCAAUCAAUUUAAUCUUAUGGCCAGUGAUCUGAUUGCCCUUAACAGAAGUCUGCCGGAUGUAAGAUUGGAAGGAUGCAAGACAAAAGUCUACCCUGAUGAACUUCCAAAUACAAGUGUAGUCAUUGUGUUUCACAAUGAAGCGUGGAGCACCCUCCUAAGAACUGUUUAUAGUGUUAUAAAUCGCUCCCCACACUAUCUACUGUCUGAGGUCAUCUUGGUAGAUGAUGCCAGUGAAAGAGAUUUUCUCAAGCUGACAUUAGAGAAUUACGUGAAAAAUUUAGAAGUUCCAGUCAAAAUUAUCAGGAUGGAAGAGCGCUCGGGGUUAAUACGUGCUCGUCUUCGAGGAGCAGCUGCUUCAAAAGGGCAGGUCAUAACUUUUCUGGAUGCACACUGUGAAUGCACAUUAGGAUGGCUGGAGCCCUUGCUGGCAAGAAUAAAGGAAGACAGAAAAACAGUUGUGUGCCCUAUCAUUGAUGUGAUUAGUGAUGAUACUUUUGAAUAUAUGGCUGGGUCAGAUAUGACUUAUGGAGGUUUUAACUGGAAACUGAAUUUCCGCUGGUAUCCUGUUCCCCAAAGAGAAAUGGACAGGAGGAAGGGAGACAGAACAUUACCUGUCAGGACCCCUACUAUGGCUGGUGGCCUAUUUUCUAUUGACAGAAACUACUUUGAAGAGAUAGGAACAUACGAUGCAGGAAUGGAUAUCUGGGGUGGAGAGAAUCUUGAAAUAUCUUUUAGGAUUUGGCAGUGUGGAGGCUCUUUGGAGAUCGUGACUUGCUCCCAUGUUGGUCAUGUUUUUCGGAAGGCAACACCAUACACAUUCCCUGGUGGCACUGGUCACGUAAUCAACAAGAACAACCGCAGACUGGCAGAAGUUUGGAUGGAUGAAUUUAAAGACUUCUUCUAUAUCAUCUCCCCAGGUGUUGUCAAAGUGGAUUAUGGAGAUGUGUCAGUCAGAAAAACACUAAGAGAAAAUCUGAAGUGUAAGCCCUUUUCUUGGUACCUAGAAAACAUCUAUCCUGACUCCCAGAUCCCGAGACGUUAUUACUCACUUGGUGAGAUAAGAAAUGUUGAAACCAAUCAAUGUUUAGACAACAUGGGCCGCAAGGAAAAUGAAAAAGUGGGUAUAUUCAAUUGUCAUGGCAUGGGAGGAAACCAGGUGUUUUCUUAUACGGCUGACAAAGAAAUCAGAACUGAUGACUUGUGCUUGGAUGUAUCCAGACUCAAUGGACCUGUAAUUAUGUUAAAAUGCCACCACAUGAGAGGAAACCAGCUGUGGGAAUACGAUGCUGAGAGACUCACCUUGAGACAUGUUAACAGUAACCAGUGUCUCGAUGAACCCUCUGAAGAAGAUAAAAUGGUGCCCACCAUGCAAGACUGUAGUGGAAGUAGGUCCCAACAAUGGCUGCUGAGGAACAUGACCUUGGGGGCUUGAAGACCAUUUUCCCCAAGCCAUGAAAGUGUCUACACUUUUAUUUUUUCCAUUAUUUCCAUUAGAGGAAAAUACUAACUUUGCUGAAUUGAAAGUUUUAAAAUUCUUUUUUAGUAUUCUAAAACACAGUUAUCAUUCAUUUUUAGAAAUGUUUAUUUCCCUACUAAAAUUUGUAUCUGAUUGAAGAGCACAUUAAUAAAACAUGAAUAAUAGUAAACUGUUACUAAACAUUGGAACAAUUUGAAAAACAAAGUUUUUGCUUUACAAAAAAGUCCUUAUUGUCCUAUGUCAUAGGAUUAGUUAGGGAGAAGGUAUUUUAUUUUUCGUCAUCACAGUGAUUGAAAAAAUAAUGUAACUGCCUUAUAAAACAUCUUCAUUUUGAAAUAUUAAUUGCUUUAUAAACUCACUACAUGAAAUUCAUGGAAACAUGUUGAAUUCCUAUGUCAACAACAGGACUACGUAUUGGAUUAUGAACCCUGAACUCAUGGUACAAAAUGUUAGGUUCCAAAUUUUGUAUCAGGAAAAUAUUAAAUAGGAUAAUGAUUUUGUAGAAUCCUUACAAAGCAUCAUGUUUAAACAAAGAAAGAAAAUAAAAAUUCAAAAAUUCCAUUUCAAUAAGCAACUUAAAUUCCAAUCAAAUAGGAAGAAAUUAUACAGAUGUUGAGGUUUAGGAUGAAGCUAAACUGAAACAAGUGUUGUAAGAUAUUGUAGCUGGGUCACUGUCAUUCUUGAGACAAGUUUAGAACAACAACCCUGCUCCCAGAGCUGAUGUCACAGACUCAGGACUCAGCAGUAUUGUGUUUUCAUAAACCCUGCCCUAUUUUGUCUCUCUGAAUGCUGUGGUUUGUAACCAACAUUGUAAUAGAACUAAAGUGAAGGGUAGAGUUUUAGCAUAAUGUCCAACUCUUUCUCUUUUAAAGAUUAUAGUUAAUUCAUUUUUGUCACUUUUGCUUUGUGUUAAAAAAUAUAUUGCAAUCAGAUUUUCAUUCCUGCGCUGUGACAUCAUUCUAUAAUUUUAUCACUAGGAGAGUAAACUCAAUGCACACUCAUUAAACAUUUAUUCUCAUUAGACUGCCAAGUAUCAUUUGCCAUAAAUUCUGGCUCAAAGAAUACAUUAAUAAUUAGGCUAGUUUUACAAAUUCUCUCCAUCUAAAAAGUCUUGUUCAAAAUACACAAAUAGUUCAUAUGAAAAUGAAGAUGAUUCUAUAAAUGAGAUUUUUUUACUAGUAAGGUUUUUUAUUUGACACCAUAUUAAAUUCUUAAAUUUCCUAAAUUUUUGAGUAAAAGAUUAAAUGUUAGCGCUUUUACUUUUCAGAAUAUAGGCUCAAAUUUACAUCAAACUUAAAAUGGAAGCUGAGAUUCCCAAGACAUAGUGACUGACAGCCUUUAAUUGAUUAUGUCUUUUUGAGUCAGCUGAGACUCUAAUAAUCCCAUUUCUCAUCUUUACUUUUUUUUUCCUUCUCUUUUCUUAUCAUCUUGACUAAAACAGGGUAAAAUAUUAAUGUGCAACAUAAAAAGCUUAAACUUUGUAGGAUUCCUUUAUUUAACAGGUGUCACUUCUUUGUCGCUCAAAAUGCAUAUAUUGCCAAGAAAAUGGUGAAUGAUGAAUUCUCUAAAAUAUAGCUACUUCGUGGAAACUGAAUUGUAUUCAUUUUGGUGUAUUUUAAAUAAUUGAGAGUGUAUCUGUGGUCACUGUGAAAAUACAAGAAAAUCUAACGGCUUAUGUUUCAAGCGAAGAAGAUUUUUUCAGAGACUUCAGCUGUCUUUAUACAUGCCAACAUAGGUCUAACAAAUUUAAAAAAAUGACAUACAAUAUUAUAAAACACUCAAAACCCUGGAAGCAAUGAUUAACAUUGUUUUGUUGGGUUUUAUUUUUUUCCCAAAAAAAUGCUUGCGAUACUGAGAAUUAAAAGCAUGGUGAAAUUUGUAGUGCAUUCGUCUUACAUAGCACUUAUCUAUUGAGCUGACUAAGAAAUAUUUCAAAUUGUUUCAAACCAUCCUCUUCUGUGCCCUUUCUCAUCGGAGCUAAUGCAACUUCAGCCUUUCCAGAUGCUCAUAUGAAAAAUCUAUUGGCUUCUCCUCUUUUAAUUUUAAUCCAUCACAAAGUUCCCUCGAUGCUUCCUUUAAAAUGUAUCCACAAGCCAACGGUUUGCCACCACAUCCACAUUGGCAUUACUACUUAUAUUCUUUUUUUUUUUGCAAAAUGUUUAUAAUUUUUGAGCAACUUUUGCCAAUAGUUGUCUCUUUUUCUCAAUGGAAUAGCCAGAGUGGUUCUGUUUAAUAUGAAUUUCACUGUGGCAUUUCACAUGCAUGGUCCUCCGAUCGAUUUUCAUCUGUCAUCAAUUGUAUUUGAUUUAUUUAUUUAUUCAUUUAAUUUUUGUUCUUGUUGUU
Molecule: messenger RNA, 4286 nt
Organism: Fukomys damarensis (Damara mole-rat)
Lineage: Eukaryota; Metazoa; Chordata; Mammalia; Rodentia; Bathyergidae
Gene: Galnt13
Product: polypeptide N-acetylgalactosaminyltransferase 13
Exons: 13
Coding region: 228-1898 (556 amino acids)
Cellular component (GO): Golgi apparatus
Source: RefSeq, a predicted model, not a curated record